AUGCAACAAAAUCUAGAUAACCAUCGGUCCGGUUUUCUAGCAGCUCUUGAUGUCUUUGAAAUCCAUUUGAAUUCACCAUGUUCAGCAGGACAAAGUACUGGUAAAUCCACCACACCAGAUAGAACAGACGCAGGUGCAGGAAGGACCUUCAUUCUUAACUCCAUAGACAAUGAUUACCAAAUUAAUUGUUGCGGAUUUGUUUCUGGAUGGGAAGUUUACGUACUCACUACAUAUGGUACACUAUAUGCUCAAGUAUGGCGAGAUGUCUCAGGCGUGUGGACUCUUAUUGGACAAAACUCCUUUGUUAUCAACUCCACAAGCUCUAACUCCCUUAAGAAUCUUCAAGUAUCCACAUCAGAACAAAUAUCUGUUGACGCUGGAGACUUUAUAGGAUUUAAAUCAUCAGGUAAUACUAUACCGGGCUACAUGAGGACGAAUUCGGGCGUGGGAAGUUCCACUGAUAAUGUGAUUUUCUCUGAUACGGCUACAGAGGUGGUGGGGAGCACCGGCGCGUUCUCUACAUAUUCUGAUAGUAAUGCUGAGUUUGCUAUCAAGGCUGAGUUGUCUCCAGGAAACAGUCCUAUGUUUACAAAUCUUCCGGCGACGUCCUCUGUAACUGAUGACACUGCUGCAGGAACAACGUUAUUUACCGUGACAGCAACAGAUGCAGACGCCUCUGACAACCUGACGUAUACACUGACGUCAACAAAUCCCUCCUCCGCGUCCUUCAACUUUGAUACUUCUUCUGGAAAUUUGACCACUGUUGCUACAGUGAGUGCCGGGACUACAACGUUUACAUUCUCAGUGACUGAUCAGUGUGGUAAUACAGACUCAUCCACGUUUACUUUAACUGUUACAAACAAGCCUCCAGUUUUUCAAAACCUUCCAAACACUACGGAAGUAAGCGAAGAUCUAUUGGAAGAAACGGAGUUGUACAUUCUGACGGUAACUGAUCCGACAGUAGGAGACACUGUUACGUGUUCGUCAACCAUCAGUCCUAACACAAAUGAUCUCUACCUGUAUUAUUCUAUAGGAAAUUCUAGGUAUUCAAUAUAUCUUCGUGCGGCUGCCACUCUUGAUUAUGAUACCACCAGGGAGUAUUUGAUGACAAUACAAUGCACCGACACUAAAGACGCUGUGAACAGUACAUUCGUCGUGUAUGUGACAAAGAAUGAACCACCUGUUAUAUCUAAUCUGCCAGCAAGUGUGACUGUUUCACCCUCCACGGUUACAGGGACGUCUAUAUUCACGGUAUCGUCCACAGACAAAGAAGCUGCCCAGCUGUACUACAAUAUGACAUGUUUACCAGCUUCUUGUCCUUUCAAGAUAUUUAGUUCUGGUGCAGUGCUAACUGAGAGUAAUGUAGUCAACGUUACAGAACCGGGUUUUGACCUGUAUAUUUAUGUCUACGAUGGAAAAAAUCUAGUUGGGCCGAAAGUUUUGACAGUUCAGAUACUAGAAAGCGAUUCGUCCAGCACAUCGUCUACCUCAUCUGAUUGGUUGUCCUCAGAUGCUAAGUAUAUACUGGUGAUCCUGGCCAUUUUUGCCGGACUAGCGACCUUCGCCUUGUUUGGAGUUUGUGUUCUGGUAAUCAGACAUAAGGGAUAUAAGGCCCAAUCCAGAUCAAGGACUAUAAUCAAAGCGAAACCUUUCCUUUAA
This is a messenger RNA of Saccostrea echinata, 1659 nucleotides long. RefSeq names its product protocadherin-11 X-linked-like. Gene Ontology annotation, cellular component: catenin complex; membrane. The record is from RefSeq and is a predicted model, not a curated record. The transcript has 12 exons. Gene Ontology annotation, molecular function: cadherin binding; calcium ion binding. The coding region runs from base 1 to 1659 and encodes 552 amino acids. Gene Ontology annotation, biological process: homophilic cell-cell adhesion. NCBI's taxonomy places the organism in Eukaryota, Metazoa, Mollusca, Bivalvia, Ostreida, Ostreidae.